Molecule: messenger RNA, 1675 nt
Organism: Xiphophorus maculatus (southern platyfish)
Lineage: Eukaryota; Metazoa; Chordata; Actinopteri; Cyprinodontiformes; Poeciliidae
Product: leucine-rich repeat transmembrane protein FLRT3-like
Exons: 2
Coding region: 281-1648 (455 amino acids)
Biological process (GO): neuron projection regeneration
Molecular function (GO): protein binding
Source: RefSeq, a predicted model, not a curated record
CAGAGAACACCUGAGACACAUAGACCUUUCUAUUCCUUUCUAAAACUGAUUGUUUUUGUGUCGGUAGCUGGCUCUGACAAACAAUAGGACUGCUCAAUCAAUGUGCAUGGUGAGGAGGAUCUAGAAGAGGUAACAGAGCACCUGGAGGCGCUCGUGAAACUUUGAUGAGAGUCCGCCUGGAAUUUGGAGCAGCAGUGGUCGUCUUUAAAGACCGAGGAUCACAGACCCCUGACCAUCUCUACAGAGGAGCAAAUAAUCCCAAAGCAGGAUAAUGUGAGUCAUGCUGUGGUACAGAUGUGAUGUCCUCCUCGCUCUCUUCGUCUGGCCCCUGGCCUCCCUCACCAUGUCCCCGUGUCCCCCUGGCUGCUGCUGUCCUGGCCCGGGUUUUCUGGUCCUGUGCGAGUCUCUGGGUCUCAGGUCGCUGCCCCGCUCGGUCCCUCUCAGCACUUCCGCUCUGUCCAUGGCCAGAAACCAGCUCUGCAACGUGGACCACCUUCUCCAGGCCUUCUCCGGCCUGCAGGAGCUCAGCCUCAGCCACAACCUGCUGGCCCGCUUCCCCCGCGGCUUGCCCCCCAGCCUGGAGUCCCUGCUGCUGCAGGAGAACCGCAUCACUUACAUCACGUCAGGAGUCCUCAGGCAGCUGAGGAACCUAACCCGCCUCCAUCUGGAGGACAACCGAAUCCGUGCCAUCCAGCCCGGAGCGCUGCUGGGUCUGAAAAAGCUGCAGCUCCUGACACUGAAGGGGAACAAGCUCACCAGCCUCCCCCCGAGUCUCCCGCCAUCGCUGACACAUUUGGACCUGUCGGAAAACUGCAUCUCCUCUCUGGAUCUUCCCUCCCUCGCCGCCCUGGUCAACCUGCAGGUCCUGCAGAUCAACAGCAACUGCCUGCGCUCAGUGCCUGAAAACACCUUCGACAGCCUGCCACGCCUCAGGUCCGUGGACCUAACCAACAACCUGUGGGUGUGCGAGUGCGACAUCUUGUAUCUGUACCGCUGGCUGCUGAGCGGCAGACUGAAGAUGGCUACAGAUCUGGUGUGCAAAGAGCCGGUCCACCUCGCUCAUCGCCUGCUGCUCAAUCUCUCCAUUGUGUCCAUCUGUCCACGUGUCCUAAAGCCAAAUGAGAAGAUGCACCUGCCCGUCGUCGCUUCUGUGGAGGCAGUGAGAACAUCAGAUCCAGGUUCAUAUGAAAACGGGGAUGAUUUGCAGUGGAAAAGGUUGAAAGAAGCCAUUGUCACAAACGAACAAAACCUCCAGGAUGCUCGGGUUUUACCCUACUCCUUCGAGACUCUGACCUAUGAGGAGUGUUUAUCCUUCAACAUGUCUCCAUCAGCCACUCCCACUGACCUGAAAACUACAUCUUUUCCAAAGGACCAGGGAUGCAGAGAAAACAUGACAUCUCCCUACCCUCAAGGCAAUGUGUCCUCUCCUGCUGGGACACAGUCAGGACUGUCCACCAACAGAGAGGAGACCGUCCCUCCUGUGAAUCCCCAGCAGUCCCCCCACAGCGACUCGAAGGUGAUCGUCUCUCUGCUCGCCCUGCUGUGUGUGCUUCUGGUUCUUGUGAUGCUGGCAGUGCUAACCCUGCUGAGAAAGGUUCUGGUGCGCCAGCAGAGAGUGGCGCCGGCAAACGAGCGAUCUGUUGGAUGAAAGCAGCGGACACACCGAGGAGGUUGA